Clunio marinus is the source of this 6127-nucleotide messenger RNA. NCBI's taxonomy places the organism in Eukaryota, Metazoa, Arthropoda, Insecta, Diptera, Chironomidae. The record is from the annotation of a GenBank genome assembly.
AGCUGGUAAUUUCUUGGUCUCAAAAUUGAAGCCACAGAGAUUAAAUAAUUAUUACAAUGGUCAAUGAAACAGCAUUGCUUGAAAGAAAUCAAGACAAAAGUAAUAAUUUCUUCGAAGCGUAUUUACGAUGGAAUAGCCAUUGCAAAAAGAUGUUAGAUGAAGCAGAAACGAAGAUAUUCUCAAAAAUUGAAGCUCCAUUUAAACGAUAUAAUGUGAAAUUGGGUCAAUGUGUCGGACAAAAUGAUGAGAUAUGGACUUUCUCAAUGAACACUCAAAGCCCUAAUAUACCAAUCGUUUUACUGCAUGGCUUCUGUGCAGGGAGCGCUUUCUUCGCAAUGAAUUUAGAAGGUUUAGCAGAGAAUCACCCAGUUUAUGCUUUUGAUACCUUGGGAUUUGCCAGAAGUUCUCGGCCUACUUUCUCUAAUGAUCCUAUUAAAAUUGAACAGCAGUUUGUGGAUUCAAUUGAGAAAUGGCGUGAAGCUGUAGGAAUUGAGAAGAUGGUACUACUUGGCCAUUCGUUCGGAGGUUUUCUUGCUAGUUCAUAUGCUUUAAAAUAUCCUAAUAGACUAGCACAUUUAAUUUUGGUGGAUCCUUGGGGAUAUGAUGAAGCACCUGAUCUUCAAGAUUUUCCCUUGUGGAAGCUUUCCGUUGCUUAUACUGUUCGACUUAUGGUUGGACCCUUAACAAUGAUCAGAGCUUUUGGACCAUUUGGCGAGUGGUUAAUAAAAAAUGUUCGCCCUGAUCUUUUACAAAAAUAUCAAUCAAUUGUUGAUCCAUCAAUUGUUUCUCGAUAUAUAUACCACUGCAAUAAUAACAGCAACCCUUCAGGUGAAGCUGCUUUUCAUCGUAUGACACGUGUCGGUCCGUGGCCGGUACAUCCAAUUGGUGAAAGGAUGAAAAAUGGAAUAAGUGAUGACAUCCCAGUUACAUUCCUUUAUGGUGCAAACACCUGGAUGAAUAGUACUUACGGAAAAAUAAUUAAAGAACAUAGAAAAAGUAGUUACACUAACGUUGAAAUUGUCGAGAAUGCUGGUCAUCAUAUUUACACCGACAACGCUCCUGAAUUUAAUCGAUGUGAAUUUCAAGUCAUAAGAUCAAAAUUAUUUCUCGGGGACGAAAUCAUGGUGAAUGACAAAGCAGUUGUCAAUGCUAGUGAAGUUCGUAGCUGCGCAUUUUCAUCAUAUUUACGAUGGAACGGACAUUCAGCGGAUCUUUUAGACCAAUCAGAAACGACAAUUUUAUCAAACGUCAAAGUGCCUUUUGAUAGAUUUCCUAUCUCUCUGGGUAAUUGUGUUGGAACGAAUGACGAAAUAUGGACGCUGUCGAUGAAUACUGAAAGCACAAAUGUUCCAUUAGUUAUGCUACAUGGAUUCGCAGCUGGAAUUGCUUUUUGGGUGAUGAAUUUGGAAGAACUUUCCGUUGAUCGACCAUUAUACGCAAUCGAUUUGCUUGGAUUUGGUAAAAGUUCUCGGUCGAAAUUUUCCACAAACGCAGAAGAAAUUGAACAACAAUUUGUUGAAUCGAUUGAGAAAUGGCGUGAAAUCAUGCAAAUACCAAAGAUGAUUCUGCUCGGUCACAGCUUCGGUGGUUAUCUCGCAAGUUCCUAUGCAAUUAAUUAUCCAGAUCGUAUCGAACAUUUAAUACUCGCUGAUCCUUGGGGAUUCACUGAAAAACCUGAUUUGAGCAAUGUUGCGUUAUGGAAACGAUCACUUGUGAGAGUUUUCCAAAAGAUGACUCCGCUCGCAAUUAUUAGAGCUGCUGGGCCUUAUGGCGAAUGGUUGGUUAAGAAAGCUCGUGGAGAUAUUCUUAGAAAAUAUGAAAAUGUCGUCGCUGAUCAAAAUAUCAUAGCUCAAUAUAUUCAUCAAUGCAACAGCAAUCGAAAUCCUUCAGGCGAACAAGCUUUCAAGAACCUUCUUGAAGGUGGACCAUGGGCUAAAUAUCCAAUGGGGGAAAGAUUAAAAGAUCAAAUAAAUGAUGAAAUUCCUAUAACAUUUCUUUAUGGUGCAACGUCAUGGAUGAAUAAUACUUAUGGUGUCAUUAUCAAAGAGUCACGACCGAAAAGCUACACACAUAUUGAAAGCAUUGAAUUUGCUGGUCAUCAUGUUUACUCAGACAAUGCUCUUGACUUCAAUCAGUUUGUGAACGAUGCGUGUAGAGUUUUAAAAUCAAAACUAUUAUUCGUAGACUUUGAUAAGAAAAUUUCUUCAUAUGCUCUUAUUUUACGCUUCCUUUCGUCUCUAAUGCGAUGGAAUUUCCAUUCGACAAAAGCUCUCGACAAGACCGAAGAAAAAAUGCUCUCUGGAGUGAAGACUCAAUACAACAAAUUCUACGUUGACAUAGGGCAGUGCGUUGGUGAUGAUGACAAAAUUUGGACUCUCUCGAUGAAUACAGAAAAUAAUUCAAAUAUUCCAAUGGUCUUGCUUCAUGGUUUCGGAGCUGGAAUAGGAUUUUGGAUUUUAAAUUUUGAUGCAUUUGCUGCUGAACGUCCAAUUUAUGCCAUCGAUCUCUUGGGCUACGGGAAGAGUUCAAGACCAAAGUUCUCGAAAGAUGCCGAAAUUGUUGAGAAUCAAUAUGUGGAGACGAUUGAGAAAUGGCGACAAUUUAUGAGAAUAGACAAGAUGAUCAUUCUAGGACAUUCAUUUGGUGGAUUUAUUUCCGCUUCUUAUUCUAUAAAAUAUCCUGAACGAAUCGAGCAUCUUAUUUUAGGUGAUCCUUGGGGAUUCACACCAGCCCCAGAUUUAAAGCAAUAUUCUUUGUACAAACGUUCCUUAAUUCGUGCUUCUGGUGUUAUCUCGCCUUUGUGGAUUGUGAGGGCGGCAGGCCCUCUCGGUCCGGUGAUUUUGAGAAAAGGCCGCCCAGAUAUAGUUGAGAAAUAUGAAAAUGUUGUUGAUAAACAUGAUCGUACUAUUGCCAAAUAUGUUUAUCAUUGCAAUACAAAAAAGACGACAGGAGAGCUUGCAUUUAGGAAUUUACUUGAUGUCGGUGCCUAUCCAAAACGUCCAAUGCUUGAAAGACUGUUGAAUGGUCUUAAAGAAAAUAUUCCUAUGACAAUUAUAUUUGGUGAAGAGUCGUGGAUCGAUAAUUCAUUCGGCCCUGAGUUAAAGAAUGGACGAAGUGUAGAAAGUUACACGCAAAUUGAAAAUAUUAAAUCUGCUGGUCAUCAACUCUUCUCAGACAAUGCAGAAGAGUUUAAUCGAAUCGUGCUUGAAGCAUGUAAAGUCCUCAAAUCAAACAAAGCAUAACUUUAGUACUUUGAUUAAAUUGAUACUCAUAAGGCGAUUGGGAGUUGUUGGGCGGAAGUUUCAUCAUUUCAUUUCGUUUAUGCCAUAAUUUUUUCACAUUUUUGCAUAAAUAUUGAAUUAAAUUUUUAAAAAUUGACAACUUUGUCCAUCAAAGGCUAUCGAAUGUUAAAAGCUUUAACUACAUUUAUUGCAACUACCAAUCCAUAAGAUCAAAACUUUUUGUUUUUUUAAUUUAUUUUCUUAUUUUUGUUUUGCUAUAAAAUACGCUUUAACAAAUACAAAAAUUGUUUAACAUGAGACCUAUAGAGAGUAAAACUUUUUAUCUAGAAGCACAUGAUAUAUUUUUCUGAGACACGAUUUUAUUGAAUAAAAAUAUCUUACAAAAAAAAAAAUAAAAACUCACUCUCAUUAAAUGAGUAGGAGAGAAUGAACAAGAAAAAAAAACAGUGAAUUAAAAUCGAAAAGUUGUUAGUCACGAAGAAAAAAUCGAACCGUAAGCUGUGAAGAAAGAUAUGGGAAUAAAAUAAAUGUGAUGAGUUCAAUUGUGACAACCUUGAUCUUCGAAAAUAAAAAGUUUAAUAAAAUUAAUGAUCACUGAAACUUGCACAUAUUGAAAAUUGUUUUAUUUAUCAACAAGCCGGUCACAUUCACAUAAUUUAUUUGAAAUUGCAGCAAAUUGAAGCAAUUCUGUGAAUUUAUAUCAUUAUAAUUUGUAUUGCACAACAACUUUAAUAUGGAAAAUACAAGCAGUGAGUACGGAAGAAAAUUUCAACUUCUGGAAAAGUUUAAAGUGCUUUACGACUUAAGAUCAUUCUUUUCGUCACUCUUCCGAUGGAACUUUCAUUCGAAACAAGCCUUAGAAUCAACAGAGGAUAUAAUGUUGUCAAGUGUUAAAUCGUCGUUUCAAAGAUGUCAUGUGGAAAUCGGAACAUGUGUCGGUGAUAAUGAUAAGAUUUGGACACUUUCAAUGAACACAGAUAAUGAAAACGUUCCGAUUGUUCUUCUUCAUGGCUAUGUCAGUGCACUCGCUUUGUGGAUGUUAAAUUUAGAUGACUUUUCAGCACAUCGUCCAGUUUAUGCGAUCGAUUUGUUGGGAUUUGGAAGAAGUACUCGACCAAAGUUUUCUGAUGACCCUCAAGAGAUUCAAGAACAAUAUGUGAUGUUUUUAGAAAAGUGGCGAGAAGCGAUGAACAUUGAAAAAAUGAUUCUAUUAGGUCAUAGCUUAGGUGGCUUUAUAUCAAGUUGUUACACUUUGAAGUAUCCUGAAAGAGUUGAACAUUUAAUUCUUGCUGAUCCUUGGGGUUACACUCCCGCCCCAGAUCUCAAACAAAUUUCCUUCAUUCGUCGAUCAUUAAUGAAGGUUUUUACAAGAUUUCCACCAUUUGGGAUUGUCAGAGCAGCCGGCCCUUUAGGACCACGAUUCCUUCGAUCCGCAAGGCGAGACAUUGUUGAAAAGUUUGAGCAAAAUCUUGACGAUCGACAGAAGAAAAGUGUUUCGGAGUACAUUUAUCAUUGCAAUAAUACGAAUCGAAGUGGUGAAUUGGCCUUUCAUCGAAUGCUUAACAAUGGACCAUGGCCACAAUAUCCGAUCGGUGAGAAUGUUAGAAAUAAUAUUUGCCAUAAGAUUCCUUUAACUUUCAUCUACGGCGUGAACUCGUGGCUUGACAAAACUUAUGGAAAUAUUAUUAAAGAAUCACGUCCAAGCAGCUAUACGCGCAUUGAAAUGAUCGACAAUGCUGGCCACAAAGUAUUCUCGGAUAACGAGACAGUAUUUAAUCAAUUAGUGGUAGAAGCUUGUAAAGUAUUAAAAUCAUGAAAUUUAUUUUCGUUUCAUCUUCAAAAAAAUUUUUUUUAUUAAAAAACAAAAAUUAGUAAAUAAAACGAACAAAGCCAAAGGAUAUGUAAUUAAGGGAAAAAAUAAGUGAUUUUGAUUAUUAAAUUAAGGCACAAAAAAGAAUUAGAAUAACUGACUGUCUUGAACAUGUUUUUCAUUUGUAAAUAAUACUUAAUUUCCUCUGUCUGCUUUUGUAUAAUAAAAUGUGCAAAAUUAAAAACGAAAUUGCCAGGGAUGUGAUUUGUUUCCUUUUGUUACAGUUUACUUUUGUAAAACUGACAAACAUCAUCUCUGCAUAAUGAUAAAUAUUGUAUUUUCGGUAUUUAUUUGAAACUUUAAGUUGUAAAUAUUUAAAUAAGUAAAAUUAUUCCAAUUAAGAAGAAUCAAGGAUUAAAUUUAAUCUUAGUCUGAUUAUCCUUAAUCCGGAUUAAGAAGAAUUUUAAUCUUCGGAAUCCUUAAUUGGAAUUUAAUUUAUUUAAAGGAAAUAAUGAAGUAAAUUUCGUUUAUUGUGUGUGUGUUUGGGAGCCUAAAUCUUAGGCAGAUAGAAAUCAUGGAAUCAAUUAAAUCAUUGAAGAUAAAAAUAGAAAGGUCAUCGAUUUAUGUAAAAAUGUCAUUCAAAUAUUUGUUAGUAACUUAAAAGACCUUCGUAAAACUUUCGUGUUGAUCUCAAAGGCACAAGAAAAAGAAAAGAGUUUCACUUUUCGAGACUAAUUUAAAAAUCUAAUCUCAAGUUAUUGUUGAAACUGCGUGACGAGUGUUUUUGUAGCUUUUGCUAAAUUGUAUGCACAAUUUCGAACUUGCUGUAGAUAAAUUUCAACAAUUGUUGGAUUGUCUUUGAUCAGAGCUCGUUGAAGAUUCGUACAUUCAGUUUGAACACUCGCAGUAUUCAAAUUAAGUUGACGUAAGGCAGAUUUCAGAACUUCGUCAUUCAUAGUGGGUGGAAAAAUGGCAAUCAGUUCUUCAACCCCCACACGAAUGCGUUCUGAACAUGGCACAAAAGCAUCUUUUUUUGUGAGAUCUUGCAUGGCAAGCCAAAGUUCUUGAAUUCGAC